Molecule: messenger RNA, 3425 nt
Organism: Anolis sagrei ordinatus
Lineage: Eukaryota; Metazoa; Chordata; Lepidosauria; Squamata; Anolidae
Gene: N4BP1
Product: NEDD4 binding protein 1
Biological process (GO): negative regulation of proteasomal ubiquitin-dependent protein catabolic process; negative regulation of protein ubiquitination
Cellular component (GO): PML body; nucleus
Source: RefSeq, a predicted model, not a curated record
GUCUGAGAGGGUGGAGGCGGAGCGGGAGUUCCCUCCGAGGCCCGUCCUGAAGUGAUGCCGCUCCUGUUGGGACGCCGCCGGGGCCCGUGAUGGACGAGUUCACGGCGCCGGCGGAGAAGAGCGGCUGCCUGGAGCGGAGCCGGGCCGCCAUCGAGCGCCUCUUCCGCGUCCGCCUCGGCAUCCUGGGCGCCCUCAGCGGAGCCGGCUGGGCCUCCGACGGGCAGCAGCAGCCAGGCCCGGCCAAAGGACGCCGCAUCUGGCUCACCCUCCUGGGAGACACCGGGGACGUGCGCAGCGCCAAGGAAUAUAUUAAAGGACUCUGUGAACCGGAAUUGGAAGAGAGGGAAUAUUAUCCCAAAGAUAUGCACUGUAUUUUUGUAGGUGCCCAGAACCUCUUCUUGAACUGCCUCAUUCAAAGAACCUCGGCUGAUGUCACUGUUGUAGAGAUAGGUACACUGAAUAUUAAGGGCGGUGCAGAACCUGUCGUAAUGGCUAGAAGUCACAUUCAGCAGUUUGUGAGCCUCUUCAAAAACAAUGCAAAUAUAUCAAAUGGUGGAGAGUCAGAAGUGAAGAAAAGGUUCAAACAUCUUGUUGAAGCCCAUGCAGAUAAAUAUACUAUGGACUUGUUGAUCUUACCAAACUCAUUGAAGAGAGAGCUACUCAGCCUAGCACAGAAGGAGCCCUCCAAAGCAGAAUGUCCAAUCAUAGAUCUUGCCGCUUUGGAAGGGACAUCAGAACUACCCCCAAAUCAAAUGCAGCAAAGGCCUGGGAGAAACCAUGACUGCCGAACAGGGAGGGAGGAAGAAAGAAACAAGGCCGGUACCCCUGUCACUGAGUUAGCAGACAGAAUGAAUGCUGUUUUCCCAGAUACUUCAGAAAGGCAUUUUUUACCUAUCAAUGGUAUGAGUCCACCAGAGACUUCUGCAAGUAAAGAGAGACAAUCAUGUAAAAGAAGGUCAUCGGAAGCUGAGGAGAGGCUUCCAAAGAAGCAGUUUUCUUUAGAAAACAAUCAGGAGAUCCAACUGAUUCCACCCGCUGCUUCAUCCCAUGAUGAUGAUGAUGUUGUGUUGAUUGAUUUAGUCUCCGAUUCAAGCAGUGAGUUGGAUGAUCCACAUGGAUGCACUAAAGAAAGUGAUGAGAUAAGCGAGGAAAUGGAAUAUAAGAUUUUGGUGAAUUUUUUCAAAAGCAUGGGCUACUCGCAACAAAUUGUAGAGAAGGUAAUUGCAGAACAUGGUCAGUCGGCUGAGCCGCUCUUGCUUCUGGAAGAAAUUGAAAAAGAAAGUCAAAAGGGUUCCAAGGACAAAAGUGAGGUUGUUGUCCCUUCUGUGUGGGCUGAGAAGGAUAAAGGCAGUUCAAGCAACCAAGGCCUGGGAUGUAAGCCAGAGCCUUCCAGAAAUGCAAAACAAAGUGUAAUAUCUGUUGGGCAAGCUCAGAGCAAGGCUGAAGGGAAAACAUACAUGCCAAAAAGUGAAAACCAAACGGCUUUGUCUGGCACCCAAAACCCACAGCACAAAGACUGCAGAAAAGUUUGUCUGGAUUAUUACUCUGGACUGUCUCACAUUUCCCAAGCAAGUGAUGUAGAAAGUGAUGGCCAUGUGAAAGCUUGUAAUCAUGAACAGUGGGUAUUGAAGGAUAAGAAACUGAAUGAUCCUGGCUUGGUGGCAAGGGGAAUCACAGCGACACCACGUCCACCAAUUCCAAUAGAAACAGGGGUCCUUCAAGGAUAUGCUGAACAACCAUCCACCAAAAACAAUCAACAGGGACAUUGCAAUCCUCUACAGCUUGGAGCCAGACAUCUACCUUCUCAGAAAUCCAAUCAGCUUUUGGAUUCUAGACUUCCUGCACAAUUAACAGGAUCUUAUCCUGAAAGGAGAGUAGAGGCUUUGCCCAGUCAUCACACUGACCCUUCAGUCACUGGAAUCCAGAGGUUUCUAGAAUCCCUGAAUACACCAUACAAGCUGGAAUUGAAAAAUGAACCAGGGAGGAGCGAUGUGAAAUACAUAGUAAUAGAUGGCAGCAAUGUGGCAAUGACUCAUGGGCUACAGAAGUUCUUCUCAUGUCGGGGGAUUGCAAUUGCCGUGGAUUACUUUUGGAAGCGAGGUCACAGGCAGAUUACCGUGUUUGUCCCACAAUGGAGAACGAGGAGAGAUUGUAAUGCCACAGAGCAGCACUUCCUGACCCAGCUCCAAGAUGUUGGAAUUUUGGCCCUCACUCCUGCAAGGGUUGUAUGUGGAGCCAGGAUUGCAUCCCAUGAUGACAGGUUUUUGCUGCAUCUUGCGGAGAAAACUGGAGGAGUCGUUGUUACCAAUGAUAAUCUUAGAGAAUUUGUAAACGAAUCUACUUCCUGGAGAGAGAUUAUUCAAAAGAGGCUCCUCCCGUACACUUUUGCUGGAGACUUUUUCAUGGUUCCGGAUGACCCCAUGGGACGGAACGGACCAGGAUUGGAACGUUUCCUUGAAGAGAGCGCCCACAGCAGAAAUGUCCCAUCGUCCUAUGGCCUUGCAAGCGGAGGCCUCUUUCCUUUGCCUACGCCACAUUUUGUGAUGCAACCAGAAAGCAGUUCCCGUUCAACGGAAAGCCGGUUGCCGGGCCUUGGGCCUCCUUUCCACAAGUUCCCCCAUGCCUCCACCCUCCCUCCACAUCCACGAUCAGCGACAGAAACCACCCACUUGAAAGAGGCCCUGUGGAAGAUCUUCCCUACCUCUGAGCAGAAGGAGAAGAUUGAGAAGAUCCUCGCCCAACAUCCCCACAUGCGGGACAUGAACGCUCUGUCCGCCUUGGUCCUGGACUUGGGCUGAUGGGGCGGACACAACGCCCUUUAGUGUUUCCCAUGUGGACUGUGACGUUGGCGGAAACCUAAAAUCAUUUUUUUGUAUAAAAAAGUGUUAAUAUUCAAAGGAUUUGCUGAUUUUUCCGCAAUUCAGCUUGAGUUACGUUGCUUUUAAAGAUUUGUAUUGAUGCGUCAUUUUCAAAGAAAAUUAAGUCUUUAUUCCUGACUGGUUUGCAGUUGUUUACAAAAGUGGAAGCGAGGUCUGCGGAAGAGAUCCUUUCGGUUCUGUGAUGGAAAUUCCAUGAUUGCAAUGGAAUCUACCGUCUUGAGUUUCUCCUUGUGGGGAGAAACUGCCUGUGAAGAUGGUGACUCAUCAGUGAGUAAACUCCUUAGGCAAGAGUUCUCCAUCUUGGCCUCAAAGGCUUUGCAGAUAGUUGCUUCGCGGAAGCCAAAACCGUCCUUGCAGCAGCAAGUAGCCAUAGCAAAAGGCCUCGGAGAUGUCCAAGAACCCAAACAAAGGGCAUUGGGAUUGAUAAGGAUGGGUAACAAUGGCUGGUCUCGUUGGCUACAUUCCACCAAAGGGAGAGAAAUGCAAGGAAAUGUUUUGUGGCGCCUUAAAGACAUCCAUGCCGCAAUAAAGUCUUACAAAAUCCCA